Molecule: messenger RNA, 878 nt
Organism: Paramecium sonneborni
Lineage: Eukaryota; Ciliophora; Oligohymenophorea; Peniculida; Parameciidae
Source: the annotation of a GenBank genome assembly
AUGUUUAUUCAUAAUAAAGAACUAUAUGGUUGUUCUUUAAAAUAAUAAGAAUAAGAAACUAUUAUAGCAUUGACAACAUAUGGAGAGGGCAGCUAAGAAUUAUUAGGUAUAAUAAAUAUAAAUAAAAGUAUUAUCCAACAAAGAUGAUGAUUUAUAGAAAAGAUUUUAAACCAAUCUUGAUUCUUAAUUCGUAAUUCAAAUAAUGUUGAUUAAUGAUUUAAUAGUUAUUGCUGGGGAAAACUUGCAAAUAUUCAAAUAUUCUAAGAGUAAAAUAGAUCAUUUUGCAAAUUUUCAAUCAAAUGAAGUGAUUUCUUGUUUUGACAAUUUUGAUAAUUAAAAGAUUAUAUCUGGUUCGAUUAAUUCAAUUCUGACAAUAUGGGACAUAAACACUUAAAAACCUCUUUUUUAAACAUAAGUCUUUCAAAAUCAAGAUAUCUUUGAUUUAAGUCUUAGUGCAGAUGGUAAUGUAGGAUCCUUGAUUACAAAUAAGAGUGGAUUAUUUCGAUUUGAUGUAAGACUUAAUUAAAUAUUUCCAUUCUAAACAAGAUAAUCAUUAAAAUAUAGCAAAAUCAAUUAUAAUAAAUUUGACAAUUCUUAUGUGAUGGCUAUUGAUCAAGAGAAUGGUAUAAUUGACUUAUAUGAUACAAGAUAAACACAAUAAACUUGUCAAAGAAUUAGAUGUUAAGACAUUAUAUCUAAUGCUGAUUGGUUAAUCAAUUCACUAAUUAUUUCAGCUUGUCAAGAAGGUAAUGUUGAAAUCAUAGAAAUGGAUUCUCAUCUAAAAUAAUAUUAAAUUCGUAAAGAAUACUCCAUAGAUAAUAUGUAAAUAUAUGACAACAUAGUUGGUUUAAUAUCUGCCAAUCAUUUUGGAUUAGUUC